Molecule: messenger RNA, 2416 nt
Organism: Parathielavia appendiculata
Lineage: Eukaryota; Fungi; Ascomycota; Sordariomycetes; Sordariales; Chaetomiaceae
Exons: 2
Coding region: 276-2165 (629 amino acids)
Molecular function (GO): protein binding
Source: RefSeq, a predicted model, not a curated record
CGGUGUCCUGCGGGUCUUUAUCCUCGCGUGCCUCCCGUCCUCGUGGCUUCCCAGUCCACGUUCUUUGUGUGUCUCAGCCACUGGCAGAUCUCCCAAAGAGGGCAUCAACUGAAAGCUUGACGAGAAGCACGCUAUUCAUCAAGAUCUCCUACACUUCCGUGCUGAUCUCGCAGCCGUCUGUCGAUCCUCUGAGAGUCGGUGGCCGAACCGAACCGAGAUCACCAAUUCUGAAGUUCUCUCCACGGCAAGGCGCCAGAAACAGCAGACAUCCAGACAUGGAUCCGUAUGCUCACGGUCCAGACGAGCUGGAUGACAUGGCGGAGAAAUUGAGCCGUCUGAGCUCGGGAACAUCCAGCCUGUCGCGCCAUGCGCCCGCACCCUCAGUGUCAUCAUCGGUCGAUGAACGGUACGAUGCGCGACGCAGAAUCCCGUCAGGCGGUAUGCCUGAAUCGCCCAGGUUUCCGGGCCAGGACGACGUCUUCCGCAUGCCCACUUACGACAUGGGGCAGCGGCCCGGCUCGGGGUCGAUGCAGCCUCCCGUCGUCCGCCAGUUUCACAGAAAAGAUUCUUACACUUCGGAACGACGCCCGUCCAGGGGCUCGUCGGCUGGCUACAGUCUCUACCCUGCAGCCUCCAAGCCGCAGCCGACCAAGCCACUUCCGCCGAUCCCGACGCUUGGCCGCCAGAGCUCGCGCCGCGCUUCAUCGCAACUGUCGCUGGACGGCACGGAUGUCGCAUCUGGAGACACAUCUCGCUAUUCGCAGUCGUCGAGGGGCAGCACGCUAGAGCGCGUGUCCACAUCCGGCAGCGGCACGACGCCGGCGUCUCCCGCGGCACUGGCAUCGCCGUCGGCAAUGCUUGGCGAGCCCCGCGCGCGAUCACAGCCGAUGCGACCACGGCACGGUUCGUCGAUCGUGAGUCUGGUACCGUGGAAGCAGCUUGCAGCGGCUAAAAACGAGAAGCCGCUCAAGGAGCCGUCGGUCUACUUCUUCGACAUCUCCACCACCUCGGCGACCCUGGCCAGCAAGCACGGCAACAACAUCAUCAGGAUAUGGUCUGUCGGCAGCGGCGAGGUGCAAAACACGCUCAAAAUCUCGUGCUACACCAACGCCGGGCCGCGCUCGCGCGAGUACUUUGUCCGCAGCCACGCCAUCCUCUCGGAGCCCUCCAACCUGAUCGCCAUCGCCACCGGCUUUGGCGACACCCUCGAAAUCUGGGACUGGGGCAAGAAGAAGCGCCUCCAGACCAUUGAAGACGCCAACCGCUGGGCCGCGGUUCGCUCCAACGUCAUGGAAGCCGGCUGGUGCCCGCUCGUCGCCUACCGCGGCGACGCCGACACACUCGACCUCUACGCGACCACCCACAACGCCAAGAAGCCCUUCAAACUCUCCCGCUCCAUCGACUUCCGCAAAGCCAACCUCCCCGUCCUCCCCAAGUACCCGGAGCUCGCGUUCUCCGCCACAGGACCCCUCCUGGUAACCGCGUCCGGGCCCCGCCCACCCCGCCUCGGCCACCCGCCUCCCGAGCGCGAAACCCUACUCGUGGCCUGGGAGAUCCACGAUUCUGCCCCCGAAAACACGCCCUACAAGGUCGUCGCGCCCUGGCAGCACGCUGAGCUCGACACGGCGCUCCCCUCGGGGCUCGCAACCUACGGCUCGGUGGCCGUCUCGAUCUGGAUCCCGGCCUCGUACCGCGCAGUGCCCGCGGUCCAGAAGGACGGACACAACGCUUUUAACCUCGCGCCCGUGGCAGUCCACCACCGCUAUGUCUUGGUGUGGGACUUUGCCGCGAGCUCGACCCGGACGUUCCGCAUCCCCAAUGCGACGUCGUGCGUCUCGCCUGACUGCAGGUUUGUGGCGUACUGCGAUGCGAGGGGCGUCGAGAGCGGGGCAAGGGGAUGUUUGGCGGUGGUGGAUGCCAUGACAGGGCGGAUGCUCUGGUGCUGGCCUGAUCCCGAGGCUGGGCUGAUGGAUCAGCAGGAGGAGGCGGGCGUGCAAGCGGCGCUGGGGGAUUUGAGCAAGGUGACGGAGAUGUGCUUCUCGGCGGAUGGGGGGUUCUUGUUUGUGGGGAAUGCGGAAGGCGGGAUUGCGGUAUUUGAGGUCAGGGAGGGGAGCGUGGGUGCUGGAGGCAGUGAUGCGGCCAGUGUGAGACUGACUGGGAGGUGAAGGGCGCCUGGAAUUUUCCAUGUGAUGAUUGAAGGUUUAUUGCGGUCCUCGGAAUAUCCUGGCCGUUUUGGCUGGUGGUGCUAAGGAGUCGGGCAGGAUGGAGUUGGGCGUUUUGGAUGGGAGAGGGUGAGCGGAUGCGUGUUUACAAGUGGCCUUGACCACUGCGACUACUAGUUACAUUGCCUAUUGUGUAGACCAUGACGUGCAUGUCAUGGUCUCAGUUCACAAUGUUAAUGCUACGAAUGAUACCC